Messenger RNA from Rosa chinensis, 582 nucleotides. Its product is annotated as probable sodium/metabolite cotransporter BASS4, chloroplastic. Lineage: Eukaryota; Viridiplantae; Streptophyta; Magnoliopsida; Rosales; Rosaceae. Gene Ontology annotation, cellular component: chloroplast envelope. The record is from RefSeq and is a predicted model, not a curated record. Bases 242 to 505 code for a protein of 87 amino acids. The transcript has 4 exons.
CAUGUCUUCAAGUCAACAAAAAGAUUGGACAUUUCAGCAGCUUGAUUUGGGGUUUCUGGGUUCCUUGAUUAAAUGCUUCAACUCUUUCUAACUUCUGUCAACAUUCUGGCUUGGCUCGAGAUUUUUUAUGUCUGUUGUCUUGUUUAUAGAAUCUUGAUAAUGAGUCAUCUAUUCAUUCUGAAGUUUGCUUGAAAAUUCACAUGGUAAUUUCUCUUAUGAAGGGCUUGCAAUAUUUUGCUGCAUGCCAACUACGUUAUCAAGUGGAGUGGCUCUUACUCGGCUAGCUGGGGCCAAUUCUGCUCUUGCUCUCGCAAUGACUGUCAUCUCUAAUCUGUUGGGAAUUUUGAUUGUCCCAUUUUCUGUAUCAAAAUUCAUAGCUGAUGGAGCUGGUUUAUCUGUUCCAACUAAGCAGCUAUUCAAAAGUCUUUUUCUCACAUUAUUGAUCCCCCUAAUCUUAGGGAAGGCCACCAGUGGGUAUUGGACCAAGGAAAGUUGGGUCAUGUGAUAGAAGAUUCGGAUACCAUCAUAUUUUGAGUGGGUACUUUUGAGUAAUGACUAAUAAAUAUUCAAAAAUACACUGCA